Molecule: messenger RNA, 930 nt
Organism: Limanda limanda (common dab)
Lineage: Eukaryota; Metazoa; Chordata; Actinopteri; Pleuronectiformes; Pleuronectidae
Gene: vwc2
Product: von Willebrand factor C domain containing 2
Exons: 3
Coding region: 1-930 (309 amino acids)
Biological process (GO): negative regulation of BMP signaling pathway
Cellular component (GO): AMPA glutamate receptor complex
Molecular function (GO): protein binding
Source: RefSeq, a predicted model, not a curated record
AUGCUGCACUCCGUUGCCAUGACAGCAGAAGUUCUCUUUGUUCUUGGGUUCCUGAUGAGCAGCACUCUGUCUAAUCCUAUAGCGACCUUGCCAGUGAGCCGAGAACGUCUGGAAAGGGUGUUGACCCAAGCCAGCGAGGACAAACAUCAGGACAAGCAGGCCCGGGAGGAGCCGCUGGGAUAUGGCGCUCAGCAGCGACCGAGGGAAAUCAAUAAUUUGAGCCUGAACAAGACUUCGGUGAGUCGCACCAGCACAUACCCCAAAAUCCAGACACAAGGAUCUAAGGUCGGGAACUCCCGGGAGCUGUGGAAACAGGACAACCUGAACCAAGUAGACGAGGGUCCCACCAGUGACGUCACCCUCUCCCUGGAUGCUAUCGACGAGUACGCCUACCCAGACUACAGAGGGAAAGGCUGCAUGGACGAGAGCGGCUUUGUGUUCGCCAUCGGUGAGGAGUUCACGCCGGGCCCCUCCACGUGCCCUUGCCUCUGCACAGACGAGGGCCCUAUGUGCACCAAUCCAGAAUGUCCCAAGGUUCAUCCUCGAUGCAUUAAAGUGGACACUAGCCAGUGCUGCCCCCUGUGCAAGGAGAAAAAGAACUACUGCGAGUUCCGAGGCAAGAUCUACGCCUCCCUGGAGGAGUUUAAGGUGUCUCCAUGUGAGAAGUGCCGAUGUGAGCCGAGUGGAGAGGUGUUGUGCUCGGUGGCCGCCUGCCCUCAGACUGAGUGCGUGGACCCGGAGUACGAGCCGGAUCAGUGCUGCCCCAUCUGCAAGACCGGACCAAACUGCUACGCGGACACAGCAGUCAUACCAGCCGGCCGAGAGGUGAAGAUUGAUGAGUGCACAAUCUGCUACUGCACAUACGAGGAGGGCACAUGGCAGAUUGAGCGUCAGGCCACCUGCAGUAAGAACGAGUGCCAGCGGAGCUAG